UGUGAGGAAAACAGGAACUUGGUAACAAACUGUUACAAAGUUCAUUUGACUAUGCCGUAGCUUAGAAGAAAUCCUAGGACAUGCCACAGGCAGGUUGUGGAUUUAGUUUUAGACAUUGGUUUUAGGAACAGCACACAAUCUGAUGUUUGUGCGUUUUGUUGUCAUUUUAUGCUUCCUGGAAAAUCCAGGGAAUUAAAGCAGACAGGUAGCAGGACAAGUGGCAGACAUCCCUUUCUAACAUGAACUUUAAUUCAGGUUCGGCGUUCCCCUUUUGGAUAGUCUUUCUUUUGAAGGCCAUUCUUCUGUUGUUCAUCGCUGGAAUCUCAUCGUCUGAAGAGCCUGCUGUGAAAAGUGUGUUCUUGGAAUCAUGGAACUGUCGGAACACGCUGCAUUGGAAUACUAGUGGGAGAGAGGACUCGGAUGCCGUCUAUAGUGUGCAGUACAGAAUAUAUGGGAAACCAUGGCAGAACAAAAGUGAAUGCUACAAUAUCACUCGUCACUCCUGUGAUCUCAGCCAUGAAACGGCAGACUGUAAUUCAUUUUAUAAUGCCAAAGUGAUCGUGACAUCAAAGAAGGGCAACCAGGAGUUUGAGACUAAGAGAUUUCAUCCAAAAACCAAAACUCUCCUGGGGCCACCUGCAGUGAAGUAUUCAACUACCGUGUCUUCAUUACUCUUAUCUAUUGAGCUUCCCAACACUCAUUCAAGCCAAUCAUUGGAAGAUGUUUUUGAGACAGACUUGGUGUACCAUGUGACACUUAGUACCGACAAAUCUGUAAUGAUGAAUGUGACACAGAAGUUUAAAGAAUUUGAGAUUCCCAAGCUUGACGCUGACACUGAAUACUGUGGAGUCGUGGUAUUUAAAGUUCCACCUUACAUGAAAAUCAGUGAGCCCUAUAAGUUCUGCACCAGAACAUUAAAAGAUUACAGAUGGACUCUGGUCGUGUUUGUCACUGUGGUGUUCGUCCCUUGCUUUAUUGUUGGAAUCCUCUGCUUUGUUUUGAACAAGUAUCUGAAGGAGAAAAGGAAGCUGCCAAAUUCUUUGGAAGCCUUUCUCAAGCCUCAAACAAUACUCUCAACUAUGUUAGUGCCAAUGGAACCAGAUGUCGUUUGUGUUAUUGUUCACAGUAAAGAACCCAAAGAACUGGUGACCGUAGCAAUGCCAAAAGGAAGUUAUGCCCCUCAGACAGCACCCAGACAACAUUGUAUAUAUGCCUCCCAAAACUUUGCCAGCCAGCCAUUGCUGAGAAAUCAGCACAGCACAGAGUCAUCAGGCACGUGCUAUGGCAAAGUUGUGGAAGUCUUGUCUGAGGGUUCCAGAGACAACUACGUCUUACAGUCACAAUCCGUUAAUCCCAACAAUCUCGGCCCAUCCGAAGUGGUGCUGAGAGACAAGCAGCUAAGAGACAAUGAAACCAAAGGAGGUAGCAGAGACUGUGAUAUCUUUGCUGCUGGAAAACAAGAAGAUGGAUCGUGUGAGGCAUUGACAUUAAACAAUGCAUGGGGCACUAUCAAUACUAAUGAAACAGGGCCACUGGUAAUUAGGACUGAGCGAAAAAAUGGCCUCUUGCAGAUGUCAGACCUGCUUUCUUGGAAGUCUGAAGAGCAAAGUGACGAAGAUCAUACUAAAUUAAAUCUCCUAAAUGAUUGGGGAGGAUCUGCUUUGUUUUCUGGGGAAGGAGUCAGUGAUCAGACCUCAUGGCUGGCAAAAGCUGUUGAUGUGCAACAACUUUACAAAGAUGAGGAGCUGCCAAACAACCCCUCGUCUUGCUCCCAAUUCCAAGAUUAUCUUAAAACCACGCUGAGACAGCCUGAGACAGGCUUGAAUUAUUUUGUGAAUAAUAUGGAAAUCUGGAAGCUGCCCGAGAGCACUGUGCUACUCCCAUCAAAUUCUGAAAGGCUUGAAGCAGAACGCCCCUUGCCGCUGUCCUGCACAGUUCAAGAGACUAAAGAUGACGGACUAUUUCUCAAAGGCUGGGAUUUACAAAUUCAAAUGUAAAAAAAAAUGCUGGUUUAAAGCCUUUUUAAAAUAAUUUAAUCGGGGCUUAGUUGAGGAGAGGGCUCAGGGACCGCAGUUCCAGUUUACAUGCUUUGAUAAGCUGAGACAUGAAAAAAGUGAGACAACUUUCAACGCAAACCGAAUCUGAAAAACCUGACGGACGGAAUGCCCUCAACCAAGGGACGCUCCCAACUGGGAAAUGCUAUAGUAAAUGUAUAGAAAGAGGUGAUAAAUUAAUAAAGCACAGCUUCCUACAGGAUGUAUCUGCAGUCUUUUUCAUCAACCUUUGCUCCUCUAAGUGGCAGCAGAUUUUUAUUGGAGCAUUUUACAGCUCUGGUGAAUCACUCUUGCUUAUAUCAGCUAGUCAUGAUUCAGCAUUACCCAGCAAAACACAAGGUUAGUGCAGUUCAGGGUGAUUCCCCAGGGCUGAAAAUAAAUCAAAAUAAUCUAUCUGCUUUUUAUCAAGGAGGAUAUAGGCUGAAACAACAAUAUUAGGUAAAAUCACGGUAAUUUAAAACGGGUAAUAUAAUACAUAUCCUGAAGGAAAUUUAUAUGAAGAGUGCCAUUGACUAUUGAAUAGAUAAGAGCAAGGUGAAGGUGGAAAAGACAUUGACUUUUGUCAGUAAGGCUUGACAAAGAUGUGAUAUAUACAUCCUGAUUGCUUAGAAAUAUGUACAGUAUACAUGAUUUCGAAAAUGUGUUUGUACAAGUUAUAUUGUGCAUGUUUCUAUGCAAUCAGGAUUUAUAGAUCCCAUCCAUAUUUUAUUAUUGCACUGAAGUGUUUUGUUUUGAGCUGAGAAAACACAAAGCCACUUUGUGUCUUGGAACUUGGUUUCAGGAGACUAGGUUU
Messenger RNA from Polyodon spathula (Mississippi paddlefish), 2847 nucleotides. RefSeq lists its product as uncharacterized. The record is from RefSeq and is a predicted model, not a curated record. Bases 240 to 1997 code for a protein of 585 amino acids. NCBI's taxonomy places the organism in Eukaryota, Metazoa, Chordata, Actinopteri, Acipenseriformes, Polyodontidae. Gene Ontology annotation, molecular function: protein binding. The transcript has 7 exons.